AUGGCUCAAACCACACUAUGUCGACUUUGUGUGGAAGUUUGUAAUCAAUAUAAAACUCUGUGCGAUGAAAAUGGUGAAAGCAAUGCAAUUUAUGAGACCACAGUCAAAUAUUUCGAUCCAAUUCUCUUAAACUUGGACGAAGAAAAACAACCAGUAAUUUGUAUCGGUUGCUGGCGGCACAUAGACGAUUUCCAUAGUUUCCAGAUGUCUGUAAUAUUGGCCCAAUCUAAAUUGACUGAAUACACUAGCCAACAACACAUAGAACUGGAAACGGUAGUGAAGACAGAAGAUGAAAACAUUGAAGUACCUAUAUUAGAGUUAAAGGAAAAUAUCGAGACGAAUAUUUAUAGCACAGAAAGCAAUGUAGAUAAUGAAUGUGAUGAAAAAGAUUUUAUAGGUUUUCCAGAAGUUGAUGAUGCACGUGACAUAUACUUUAGUUCUGAUGAUGAAAAGCCUCUGUUGGAAUGCAUAAAAACACGAUCAAGGGGUAAGAAAAAGACGGAACCUAAGGAGAAAACUAAUGUACUAAAAAUUCCAAAGAAACGUGGAAGAAAACCAAAAGCAAAGAAUCUCGAAGUCACAAAUGACAAAGGUUUAGAUGCUGGCAGCUUGGAUGUUUCAUUAAAGGAAGAAGAUAAAGCAAACGACACAAAUGAUGAAGGUGAUGCAACAAACUUGAACAAUACGUCGUCCUCCAACAAAAGGACAUCCAAAGAAAUAGAUGAAUUUAUAGCAAAAUGGAAGCAGGAUCUAGAUUGUUAUCUGUGCAAUGCAACGGCGCCCAAUAUGGGGGCACUUCGAGUUCAUUUCCGCAAACAACAUCCCAAACAAAGAUGCUAUGUCCUGUGUUGUCAGCUGUAG
This is a messenger RNA of Musca vetustissima, 861 nucleotides long. Its product is annotated as transcription factor grauzone-like. Gene Ontology annotation, cellular component: nucleus. Lineage: Eukaryota; Metazoa; Arthropoda; Insecta; Diptera; Muscidae. The record is from RefSeq and is a predicted model, not a curated record. Gene Ontology annotation, molecular function: zinc ion binding. The coding region runs from base 1 to 861 and encodes 286 amino acids. The transcript has 2 exons.